UAAAUUUUUUGUCUCACUCGCGCUCUGGAAGUGGAAGCGGUCGCCGGGAUCGGCCAUGGAUCUAUGGCAGAAGGCGAAGGUCUUCGCCGAGGAGGCGGCGAAGCGAUCGCAGGAGAUCUCCAAGGAGGCAGCCAAGCGCUCGCAGGAGCUGACCCAGGGCGCCGCGAGGUUCUCGCAGGAGUUCGUCUCCGAGACGGCCAAGAAGUCCAAGGAGAUGGCUGCAGAGGCCGCCAAGAAGGCCGAUCUGAUCCGUUCCGAGGCCCUCCGAGCCGCUGACCAAAUCAAGAGCAUCGCCGUCGACAUCCCCAUCCCGAUUGCAUCCGCAUUGGUGCCGGGAUCCAGCGCGGCUGUUGCUCCCGACCCUGCUUCGGAUCUCGACAGAUUUGGGGUGACCCAGGAGCUGAAGGAGUUCGUUCAGGGGCUACAGAUUAGCACUUUCAGGGAUUUUCCCAUGCAAGAUGAACCAGAACCAGACAUAUCGACCAUCCCCGCAGCAUCAAAUGUAAGGCAAGAUCUUAAUGAAUGGCAAGCAAGACAUGCUACUCUCGUCCUGUCGACAGUGAAGGUGUUUGAAUAUGAAAUAUCAAAGUUCAGAUAUGAGCUAUGUCCGCGCUAUAUGAAAGAGAGAAAGUUCUGGCACAUUUAUUUCUCUCUUGUAGACAGUCAUGUAGCUCCCUAUGAGAAGACGUUUAUGGAGGAGUCAAAGAAGAAAGCAGAUCAAAAACAAUUAGAGAGUGUCAAGGAGAAUCCUGCCACCUUCCCAUCUACAACAGCACAAGCAAAGGAAACAAACCUGCAGAAGACUUCCACCUCAAAGAUGCCCGAGGAUUUGGAUGUGUUUCUAUUGGGUGAUCUUGGAAGCGAUGAGGAGGGUUUCGAUGAUGGCAAUGAUGAUUUGGAUGGCGAGUUCAGUAAGAUUGGCAGCACCUCGGGUUUAGACAGUGAUGCUGAGAAACUUUGACACGGGAUACGGAAAAUUAAACGGAUAGUUCAAACCCCCAUUCAACACCAUCUUUCGCAGUCUCUCUUCCUGUCUGAUUACUUGCUGCAUUUGCUAUAAAUUUUGCCUGAUUCUUUAUCUGUGAAGCUAGUUUUCCAUUGUGUCGUGUAGAAUAACUCGGAGAUUUUAUUGUUCGAUGGUGAUAUUUUUAGUUUGUCUCUCCUUGGUGCGAUAGUAAGCAGACGACUGAUUUUCCAAACAAUGAAGAUUUGAUUAUUACACAGUGCAAAUAAAUGCAUGUAGGGCUUGAAUCAUU
This is a messenger RNA of Zingiber officinale, 1256 nucleotides long. RefSeq lists its product as uncharacterized. The record is from RefSeq and is a predicted model, not a curated record. Bases 56 to 961 code for a protein of 301 amino acids. NCBI's taxonomy places the organism in Eukaryota, Viridiplantae, Streptophyta, Magnoliopsida, Zingiberales, Zingiberaceae. The transcript has 6 exons.